AUGAGUCAAUCAAAUUCUUGUCUUUUUCUUCGAGUGCGUGUGUUUAUAACGGUUCCACAAUAUAUACCUGCAGCGACAGCGCUCGUUGUUUUAUAUUUUCAUCGAGCAACAUUUUGGGAUCCACGUUUUACUGAUGAAACAAUUGCAUUUUUACAACUGGCUUCGCGAAAUGCUUCAUCUCAGGAAAUACCGAUUACUGUCUAUACGCCAAUAGAUGCUAAUAAAGAGAAAUUGGGUGUUUAUUUUCAUGGUGGAGGUUGGGUCAUUGGCAGUCGAAAAUCUCAUCAAACAAUUGUUAAUACCAUUGCUGAUGCUACAAAAACAAUUUGGAUUUCUGUAGAAUAUCGUCUCGCACCCGAACAUAAAUAUCCAGUUUGGCUUGAUGAUUGUUGUGAUGUUACUCAAUAUAUCAUACAGAACAAAACAAAUUUUGGUGUGAAUGAAACUGCUAAAAUCGGUGUUGCUGGUGAUAGUGCUGGCGGAAUGAUCGCAUCGUCAGUCGCUCGUACAAUUGAAGGCAUUGAUUUUCAAAUUCUAAUUUAUGCAGGAUUAGAUAUUACUCGUGAAACACCAUCUUAUAAUGAAUUUACUCAUCAAAUGUAUGUUCUUACACCUGAAUUAAUGGAUUGGCUUAAAGAACAUGCAUUUGAAACUUCGCAAGACUUGAAAGAUCCACGAAUAUCUGCUUUACAUAAUACAUCAUUGCAAGAUGUACCGCCAUGUCUAUUCAUUGUAGCAGAACUUGAUGCUCUUCGAGAUGGAAGCUUAGAAUAUCAAAAACUACUUGAAAAAGCCGGUGUUCAAACGAAACUAUUAGUUGUAAAAGGUGUUAUUCAUGGGUAUUUUAGUUUACCUGGAAUUUUUCCACAAGCGGUUGCAGAAUCAAUUAAUACUAUUCAAGAUUUUAUGGCAUCUAUUUAA
Messenger RNA from Adineta steineri, 921 nucleotides. The record is from the annotation of a GenBank genome assembly. Lineage: Eukaryota; Metazoa; Rotifera; Eurotatoria; Adinetida; Adinetidae.